UUCAAGAAUAUACAGUAUUUUCGUGGUGUUUAGUCGUUUAACACUAAAUAAAAAUAAAAUGAAUUUUGUUGGGGUUUUGUUCUGUGUCAUUGCUUUAACUCUAAUCGAUUUGGGUGAAGCUGCAAAUCCAACAGAAGCGGAGAAAGUUGCAAGUGCAAUAACUAACAUUAAUGACUUGUUGGGACGAAUGGAGACACGUGGUCUUGAACCUAUUUUAGCAGCGAUCCAAAAUGGCAUGAAUGAUGUAAAUCUAAGUGAAAAGAGAUCUUCUGAAGUCGAAAAAUUGUUCAAUAAGCUCAGUAAGGUGAAUAAAGAAUUCCAAUCAUAUGCUGAGAAGAUUUCAAUCAAAAGACAAAAGCAUGCGACUAGAGUCGUUCCCCUUGGAAUCAAUCCUGACAACACUGAGUACGAAGGCACUUUGAAAAAAGUAAAGAAAUUACUCGAGAAAUCUGUAAUAUCUUUGAAUAUAUGAAAUUCCAAAUAAAAAGCACAAUUUUGAUGGAAACCUUAUAACUUGUUUAUACAUAAGAUUAUAUGAAUUAAUAAUUGAUUUUUUGUAUUAAAGCAAGUCGAUUAUCUUUUUGCUCAUCCUUAACAUAUUAAACUCAAACAUGAAAUUGUAUUCUUUAAUUGAUGAAUAAAAAUCUUUGUUCUAUCAUGUGAA
Messenger RNA from Contarinia nasturtii (swede midge), 664 nucleotides. RefSeq lists its product as uncharacterized. The record is from RefSeq and is a predicted model, not a curated record. The coding region runs from base 59 to 472 and encodes 137 amino acids. NCBI's taxonomy places the organism in Eukaryota, Metazoa, Arthropoda, Insecta, Diptera, Cecidomyiidae. The transcript has 2 exons.